Zootoca vivipara (common lizard) is the source of this 12930-nucleotide messenger RNA. NCBI's taxonomy places the organism in Eukaryota, Metazoa, Chordata, Lepidosauria, Squamata, Lacertidae. The record is from RefSeq and is a predicted model, not a curated record.
CCUAAGUGGAAAGAUGGGACGUGGGUGGCUCUGUGGGUUAAACCACUGAGCUUAGGGCUUGCCGAUCAGAAGGUCGGUGGUUCAAAUCCCCGCAACGGGGUGAGCUCCCAUUGCUCGGUCCCAGCUCCUGCCAACCUAGCAGUUUGAAAGCAUGUCAAAGUGCAAGUAGAUAAAUAAGUACCGCUACAGCAGGAAGGUGAACGGCGUUUCCGUGUGCUGCUCUGGUUCUCCAGAAGUGGCUUUGUCAUGCUGGCCACAUGACCUGGAAGCUGUACGCCGGCUUCCUCGGCCAAUAAGGCGAGAUGAGCGGCGCACCCCAGAGUCGGUCAUGACUGGACCUAAUGGUCAGGGGUCCCUUUACCUUUUUAAGUGGAAAGAUACUGGUGAAGCAUAUUGCCUUGUUGAAACACUUCAUCACGAUGUUAUUUCAAUACAGGUAUUCAAAGAUAUGGUGAUUUAUUGGGCAGUCCUAUUUACAUGUAGGCAAAAUGGUUGUGAUGAGUAGUUCUUGGCUUAGAGAAGAAAUUUGUUAAUGACCUACAAAUAAGGUUUCUGAGUAGGAACACUGACACAUCUGCAAUGACCUGCUACAAUGAUGGGAGUCCCAGAUUACGGUAGUUCUACUGAUGUGCCAGCCUUGCUACUGCUUUGCCUUUCUCCAUAGGAAAGCUGGAGUGUUAAGUCUCUGCUUCAUGAUUCCUUAUUCAGCAACCAAUUACGUUUUGACAUUACAUUUAAAUUCACAGACCAUUGACAAAUCACAUUAAUGACUCUUAAUCUGCCUCGAGAGGCUGGUCCACCAUAGACAUGAGAACUUGCAUGUAUAUUAUGCAGCAUUUUCAAUAUUAAAACAGAGAUAAAGCAUAACAGAAAAAGUUCUAAAAACCCUGAGCCAAAUACAAAGGGCUGACUCGCUGCUGCUGUAAUGUUGAACAUUACAUCUGAACUGGGUGUACUUCCUUUUGAUGAAGUCUGAUAAUGAUACAAAGCGUAAAAUUUAGGACUGCUGCUAAAACUUCCUUGAAAUUUGUAAUUGCUACAAAUUUCCUCAGAAUUAUUGCAGAGAAGAUAAACAGGAAGCUAUGAUGAAUUUCACUGUAGGGAAUUAUUCCAGUUGUUCAGUAUUACUUAAUAAUUAGAGAGUUGUUUUCAGUUGAACUCUGUUAUCUUCUAGGUAUAUUUUUAUUUGUUUACCUGUAGAAGGUCAGUGGGACCUUAACAUUCUCAAGGUUAAAUACAAAGUCAGUGGCUGACUGUUGCAAGGCUAGAGACAAAUCCAAUUAAAAUAAGUGAGAGUCUUCUCAGUGAAAUCAGUAGCUUUAGGUCAGAGCUGUAAUUGAUUAAAUGACGUUUAUCUUUGCGCAGACAAUCUGGUACUUUGCAGCAUACACAAGGUUAUUCUGCCACACACUAAUUGUAAGAACGUCCUAAUCCAGAAUACUUGCUCUUGAAUCCUUUUAGAGCCAUUAAGGAAGUAAGAUAAGUGUUGUGCAAGUAUUCCAUAUGAAGUAGUUCACGGAUCUAAGUGCUGUUGAAAUCAAUUUGGUCAUAGUUUCUGAAUCUUUUACAUUAAAUAAAUUGGCUGCCUGGAGAUAAAUACCAAUACUGUAUCCCAAAGCAGCAGUAGAUCUCUUACCCCCCCCCCAAAUAUUUAAAUCUCAGAUGCAGUAUAAGAUGUAGAAGAUUUGACAAGACAAUUUGGAGUCUGUUACACUUUUUCAGCUCCUAUGAUUGCUCCACAAGUACAGUACAGUACUGGAAAUUUACUUGGGUUGCAAUCGAAAGCACACUUAUUAGUGACUAUUCCCUCUUGAACAGACUUUUACUUUCUUCUGAAUAAAGUUUCCUAGGGUUUCACUGUUAGUAUGUUGCAGUAAGAAAUGUUUGUGUGUCAGAUAUUUUAUUUAGAAUUUAAUGUUUCUAAUUCCAAAUGCUUUAAAGAAAAACAUGAAGAUAGGUAUAAUAAACAGUAAAAGCCACUUUAUCAGUACAACUAAAAAAAUAAAAUAAAAGUUAUACUGAAGAUAUGUAAGAAUAAAGGGUUAGUUUGAAGGGCUAUUAAUGCAAAGGCUAAAUUAACCACAUUUUGGUGUGAUUUUGUAAAGGUUCAACAAAAACUGAUCGUUAUUAGAAAUGACAAAUUAAAAUGAAGUGUUUAGAUACAGUACAAUGGUUUUUUAAAAAAAUAAAGGGCAUUGGUUUUACUUUUCUAGAAUAUCAGAUGUGCAAUCUUUCCACUAAUAAAAACUUGCUCAGUAGGAAGCUAUUAUUGUGUACUUUCCAGAAUAGUGUUAUUAGAUACUGUCAAAUGGGUAUCUUAGCAAUAAAUGUGUUAUUUUGAUAUCAAAGGUUGUUGUUUAGAGUUCUAGUCUUGCUGGAAAAUCUGGAAGCUGAACACUAAACCUGCAUGCAAAAAUGCUGUCCUAAGUGUAUAAUUAAGAUAUUUCAGACAAAAAUACAUCAGAACAAAUUCUAGAAUGUUGUUUAUUCAUCAUGCAUAAUCCUUCUUUUAAUGACUCUGAAAAAUUAAUACUGGGUACUUACUUUUAGUGGAACAGUUAAUAAGAAAAUUGAAGUACGUUCAAAAACUAUGUGUUUGCAGGUACCCUACCCCUUGUCCUUGGAAGCCUUAUAAGCUGCUGCUGCAGGAGAGGGAUUGUGAGCAACAUCAUGGGAGGAAUGUUUCUUGGACUAAGGAAAUGGGACUUGGAAUUUAAAUGAGUCUGGAUAACACACAUCAAUGAAGAAGCUCCUGCAUUACGUGCUUUAGGGGCAGAACUUCAGAAAAGUCAAACUUCCAGAUUUGCUGUACUUUCAUAAUGAAGAAAAUUAGUCUCAAGACCAUUCGUAAGUCUUUUAAUUUAAAUAAGAGCAAAGAUGAAAGUGACUUCGUUGUAGUUGCACAGCCAUCAUUAAAUGAUUUUGGAAAAGAUGACUCCUUGUUUGGUAGCUGCUAUGGUAAAGAUUUGCCGAGCUGUGACAUCAACAGUGAAGAUGAGAAAGGUGGAAAAAACAGAUCGAAGAGUGAAAGCUUAAUGGGUACGUUAAAAAGGCGGCUUUCAGCAAAACAAAAGCAGAAAGGCGGCAAAGGUAGCACGCCAUCUGUUAGCUCUGCUGAUGAUGACACCUUCUCUUCUUCUUCUGCUCCAAUAACCUUCAAAGAUGUGAGAGCUCAGAGACCUCUUAGAUCUACAUCCCUCCGAAAUCACCAUUAUAGCCCAACUCCGUGGCCGCUUCGUCCAACAAACUCAGAAGAAACAUGUAUAAAAAUGGAAGUGAAAGUAAAGGCCUUGGUCCACUCCUCAAAUCCAAGCCCUGCACUGAAUGGUGUUCGCAAAGAUUUCCAUGACUUGCAGUCAGACAGUGUAUUCCAGGAACAGAACAAUGCAUUGAAAAGUACAGAAUCUCAGAAUGGAGAUUUGCAUCUCCAUAUUGAUGAACAUGUGCCUGUAGUUAUUGGACUUAUGCCUCAGGACUACAUUCAGUAUACUGUGCCUUUAGAUGAGGGAAUGUAUCCUUUGGAAGGAUCACGUAGUUACUGUUUGGAUAGUUCCUCACCCAUGGAGGUUUCGACGGUUUCUUCUCAAAUGGGUGGCAGUGCAUUUCACGAAGAAGAGGGUCCAGUGAGUCAAGAUGUAGUAGUUACCCCAGAUAUCUUUGUUGACCAGGCAGUGAGUGGCUUAUUAAUUGGUACCACAGGAGUCAUGUUGCAAAGCUCAAGAGUCAAUCACAGUGAUGUUCCUCCGCUCUCUCCAUUGCUACCUCCAAUACAGAAUAAUCAAAUCCAAAGGAACUUUAAUGGCCUAAACGCCACAGAUGUCCAUGUGGCUGAAAGUAUGCGUUGCCAUUUGAAUUUUGAUCCUAACUCCGCACCUGGAGUUGGAAGAGUGUAUGAUUCUGUACAAAACAGUGGCCCUAUGGUUGUGACCAGCCUCACAGAAGAACUGAAAAAACUUGCAAAACAAGGGUGGUACUGGGGCCCAAUUACACGAUGGGAAGCAGAAGGAAAACUGGCCAAUGUUCCUGAUGGCUCGUUUCUUGUACGAGAUAGCUCUGAUGACCGCUAUCUUUUAAGUUUGAGUUUCCGUUCCCAUGGUAAAACUCUUCAUACAAGAAUUGAGCAUUCAAAUGGCAGAUUUAGCUUUUAUGAACAACCAGAUGUGGAGGGACAUACUUCUAUAGUUGAUCUCAUCGAACACUCCAUCAGGGACUCUGAAAAUGGAGCAUUUUGCUAUUCAAGGUCUCGAUUGCCUGGAUCUACAACUUACCCAGUCAGACUGACCAAUCCAGUAUCUCGUUUUAUGCAGGUGCGUUCGUUGCAGUAUCUGUGUCGCUUUGUUAUACGCCAGUAUACCAGAAUAGAUCUGAUUCAGAAACUGCCUUUGCCAAACAAAAUGAAGGAUUAUUUACAAGAAAAGCACUACUGAAGGCUUAUGGGAACCUUGCAUCUUGCACUUUGGGAACAACAACAAAAUAAAGAAGAGAGAUUGAAAUACCGUUUACAAACUUUAAUUGCUAUCAGUCUUUUGCUGCCAUAAUUUCAUUUUGUGCAUAAAGAAGGGUAAUUCAUUUUUAUUUGUUUAAUGGGUGGUCUGGGUUUUAUGUUUUAAAAUAAUGAUCUCAGCAUAUAUUUUUAGGAGAGUGAAUAGCUAUCUUUCAUUCAGUGUGCAAAAUAAUCACAAUGUGAAUGAUAAGUUUUCCUAAAACUCCCAUCUCCUUUGCUGCUAAUCCACUGUGAUUUUUAUGCAUUUGAAGCACAUUUCAUGUGUUUUCAACCAUAAGUAAAAGUUGACACUUGAUGGGAUAUGUUUUGUCUUCUUCAAACAGCCUGGUUUUGUUUUGUUUUUAAUUUUAGAAAAAUUGUGGAAAAAUUGUGCCAGUAUACAGAAUUUAGAUGUAUGCUGAAAAAGAUUUCCCAGUAUCCUAAUUAAAAACAUAAAGUUAACUGUGGGCUGGAGGGAAUGUGUGAUGCAACACAGUUAUGCAACCUAUGUUUUGAAAGCCUCCUUUCUCCUAAACUAGUUUCAAAGAUUGUAUAUAUUGUUUUGCUUUUUUUGUUCAUUCUUAACCAUUUUUUAAGUUUUAAAAACAGCCUUUCAAAACAGACUUGGUAAAAAAUAUUGCUAGUAUUCUGUAUUUAGACGAAAGUUAAAUGUAAACCAGAGACCAUUUUUAAAACUAUUUGAUAUCCCUGUAAAACUAUGAUUUUGACUAAGCUAUGGUAGCACAUGGUUGGAUAACUGAAAUCUAUCCUUUCCCGGAUAAUUUCAACAUAGUGGGUUCUUUGCCAGUAGGAUUUUAAAAGUUAUUAUUCGACCAGAAGAUCUAAACAUUACCCCAUAUUUCCUGCAAAAUUGAGACAUCUAGCCAAAGUUAAGCCAAUUCAAAUUUAAUUAAUUUCAUAGAUGAGUUGUGCACAUGCUUAAAUUUCUCCCAAGGAAAUUGAUGGGAUUAGCAAGUACUUAACUUUGCUAGAUAAUGCCCUUAAAUGUUUUUUUUUUUUGCUUUCAUACAUUUUCCAUCAUUAUAUUCAUUUCUAUAUGUAAGAUGGGAAGAGAAUAAAUUAAAAUUAUCCCCAAAGUUUCAUUUUUAAAAAAACCUUGCAUGUUUUGAAAUUAAGACUGAAUUGAUUACAUUAUGGCGUAAUCCCUAUAGGAAAUAUUUCAGGGCAUUACCAGACUCAUUUCUGCUUAGUCUUAUUCAAAACAAGGAAAAGCAGUUCCAUUUAAUACGUGAGACAUGGGAAAAUCCUGUACUAGGUUUUCCAGAGGAAGAUAGAUUUACAUAGUUUACACAAUGGAUCCAAUCCAGAAGUUGGUUCUAUAGAACCAGCGGGAGAAGUUACUGCUGGACCUAAAUGUAACAAACUAACUUUGGAUUGGGGCCAUUAAGAUUUGUACUCAUGGGACUGCUUCUACCGAGCAUUAUAGGGUGGAAAGGAAGUAUUCCUGUUUGCAUUAAGGAAAGAUCUAGCCAAUCAAAAUCUUAGCAAGCAGGGAACUGAACUCUGAAAUUUCUGGAGAAAAAAGGUAGUAUUUUGGAGGCUCGUUUGUAGGUUACAAAAUUUACUUUGUGCCAUUUUCAUGUGUCUUGUUUUAGUUUUAUGUUUUUCCUCCUAUCCUCUGAAAGAUAUGGCCAUUAGUAAUUUUUCUUUUUCCCAUCUCAAAAAUUUGAAUACGUUUCUGUUUAGUAAAAAAAAUAUUAAAGGGUGAUAAAGUUUUGAAAAAAUCUUCGUUUCUGGAUAAUUUUCUAUUGCUUGUUCUACCUAGCCUUUUCUGUGCUCCGAAUGAGUUUAUAAUAUUAAAGUACAGUGUUGCUGCAAGGCGCUGCAAUGGCGCCACAUCCUGGGUUGCCUGAAUCGAUAUGCUAAACUUCUAUUUUUUAAAAAAAUAUUUUUAGAUCAUAGUGUUUAAAAAGAAUAUCAGAGGCAAAGCAUGACUUUUGCUCUGGGAGUUAGAGGUGGAAGUAUCUCUCUUGCCCAGUUAAAAUAGGUUCUGAGGUAUGGGGAGUAUUUAGAGAGAUGUAUUCUUAAAUUCCUGAGCAAAGUAUUCAUGUGUGUCAUUUAUUGGCUUUGCCAUCCUGAUAUUUAUGCAAAAUCUUCAUUUGGUUUUCUGGUUUUUACCCCCAAAGCAAGACUACAAAUUUUAUACACAAAAGGCACAAUAAUAUAUACUAUGGUACAGUGUUUUGAGUCUGAGGAAGACAGAGGUAAUCCAUUUUAUACAAUAGGAAGCAUACUUGUUAGCUUAAUGCCCUUGUCAUUUGGGGGGUGGGUGCGGGGAAUUCCCCCUUCAAAUGCAAAAAUAAAAUAAAAUUUUGUGUGGUUGGAGUUAAAACGUUUCCUGGAACAAUAAUCUGUAUUAUGGCAAAGGUCAAAAGCAAACAUUAUCCUGGUGUCUAAACUCUAAAUACCGAUGUUACGAGUUAUGAUGGUAUUACAGUUCCAUAUGAAUUGUGUAUUUAGAUCUCUUAUGUCCCAGUCAUAUUGCUGUUCUGAGACAGCAUGAACCUGCAUGCUGUAUUCCUUCUCAUACUCUCUCCAGUUCAUUUGUAUUGAAAACAGGUUUUCAGAGGUGGUUCUUGCAAUGCUGACCGAUGAGCUUUUCACUGCUUUCCUCUUUGCUCUUGUAGCACAGUUCUACAGGAGCAGUUGCUUUCUUCCACUGUGCAGUUUAGUGGACGUGGAGAAGGCAUUGUGUCCUGAUAAAUGGCAACCUAUAGUCAUAUACUCCAUAAAAGUAUUAAAUUAUUAGAUCUGCCUUUGCCCUCCCCCUUGCUAGGCCUUCAUCUCCUAGCAAGCCAACUUCUCAUUAGCUAGAGCAGCAACUACCAAUGCAUACACUUUCCUCCAAACACAUCUGGGCUAAGCAAGCGGCCCAGCUGGAAAAACUGCCCAGUAGGAGCAGCUAUUUUAUGUCUUGCUGCUAACAGCCACCUAGCAAAUACCUGAGCGUGGAUGAGCAGACAUAACUGCACCACUGAUGCUGGCCUUUUGUUUCCACUCUGGGUGGUCCUGAAGCAAUUGACCAAGCUUGUUCAGGAGGUGGGGAAACAUUUUAAGUGUAAUCCAACAUCUGCCCUGGAGGAUCUUCUGGCCCAGAACUGCUUAGGACAGUAAGACAGAUAGAAUGAGUGGCUUCUGCUCUAUGUAUUUCCAAGCUUCAGUAUGGCAUUGGGGGGCAAUUGCUGCUUGAGGUGAGUUGCACCCAUGUAUCACAUAAAGGAAUGAGUACAUUUCAACUGAAUGAUUCCAUUGAAAACACUUAUUGAAUUGCCUUUAUUGCUCUGUUCUUUGUACUUCAUAGGAUGGACAUAUCUUAUGGCCACAAAGAUCUAUGUGUUAUAUUCAGUCACAUUUUCGUGCAUUUUAACUGGUUGCCUAAAUGGCCUGCUCAUAUGUUCAGUGUAAUAAAAGAGCUUAUGCAAGACUUCAUAACAACCUCCAACAAACAUAGUCUGCUAGAAAGCAGAAGCCCCUGUUCACAGUUGCUCUUGAGUUCCUCCCAUGUGACAUUGCUCAUGCCAACAGAUUACUCUGCAAACUGUUAAUCUGAGUCAUGUUUAAAUUGCAUUUAAUGCAUAGUGCAUUCUUAGAUAGACAGUUUAUAACACUGAAGGAAAGGGACACUCAAGUUAUGGGAGAACUAAAUCAAGCUGCUCAGCAUUUGUUUUAACCUGGUGAGGUAAUUUCCUAAAGUUUUCUUACUAUUCUAUAAACAAAUGGCAUAGAUUACAUAUCAAUGUUUUUCUGCUGUUGAAACAUCAGCAGAUAUAACAUAAUAAACAACUUCUGGGAGGGUUGGUGGAAUACUUAUGGUUGGUUAUGAUGAAAAACACUUCGUUCUGCACUAGCAUAGCUUGGUUAAUAACUGCAGUUUAAACAUGCCAAUACUAUAAGCAGAAAAUGCUAUUGUAGAUUGGCAGGAAAAAUAGUGGUGUAAAAUUAGACUGUUAACAAGUUCAUGAUAAAAAUAAGACAAAGAACUAAUUAAUUUGUAAUGGAGAAAGCAAACAUUAAGUCCGUAACAUAGGAAGCUAGCUCAGUAUUGUCCACACUGACUGGCAGGGACUUUCAAGGGUUUCAAGCAGGGUCUCUCCAAGCCCUGGAGAUACCAGGGAUUGAACCUGGGAACUCCUGAAGGGAGGACUCUACCACUGAGCUCUGGCCUUCCUUGGUGGGAGUGCAUCACUUUAAAACAAAACUACUGAUUUCAUUUUUCUGAGGGCAAUAGCUGUAUUUUAUUAGUGUCCUUCCACCAGAUAGGUUUCAAGAAAGCAAAUGUGAACUGCAGUGGUGAUUUCUGAGCUUACAAUGAGUAGAUUGUGGUGUAAGAAACAAAGGGAACAAUCCAGUUUGACGGACCUCCACGUAUAGACAAGAGGAUCCAAAAGCCCAAGACCCCAACAGGUCAGUAUGUGGUGCCUCUGGGAGUCUGGCACCUGCAUACCUCGUGUUGGUUACUAUCCCAGCAGAGGGCCUCUUUAGCCAGUGUAUCCAACCACUCGCUCCCUCCUUUCUAAGAUGUGGUCUGGAAAGCCUGAGACCCCUAUAAAACUCCCUCUUUGGCAUGUUCCCAAUGGGCUGCGAGCACACAAAAGCUGAAACAGACAGCUGUGCCCCUGUGCUGCUGUUCCUUUAGAAGGAUGGGCUAGACUUCUUUAAACUAGUUACCUCCUUGCAGCACUACGGUUUCAAUAAUAAAGGGAUUUUUUGUUUUAAAGAUUGGAUUACAAGACUUUAAUAGAUUUCUUCUGUUGUUACAGCAAUAGCACUUGACAGUGCUGCUGAGAUGUGCCUGCCUUGUUUCUUUGCUGCCUUUAAUGGGCUAUGAAAUAACAUCUGCACAUUGGAUAUUUUCAAACCUGGUGUACUCAAGACUAGAGAGAGAGAUAGCUUACAUGGACAAUACAGUGUAACAGUGAUUCUGGCAUAUCAGUCCACGGGCAAUUGACGCAUUUUCCUUCACCUGUGAGGAUAGUCCAGUACUAUAAAUCAGGCUCGCAAUCAUAGCAACAAAGUCUUGUCUUCUUUAAGGCCUUCCCCUUACACUUUUUGUUUUACAUCUUCAUUAAGCAGACACACAAGCAACAAACAUUCUUAGCAGACCCACUGUUCAAGUGCAGUUACAUACCCAGCUAACACCAGCUAAUUUUUGUCAGACGCUUCAUAUGUUUAGAUCUUCUAAAAGCAACAUCCUACAUCUGCAGAAGGCAGCUCUUUCAAAACUCUUCCAGAUUGGGCUGCUGGGGGGGGGGGCAGGGAAAAGGCCGGAUCAGUGCCUGUGAGGGUCAGAGCAUUUUUUUUAUAGUGGCGUAGAGAAGGAAGACCCUAGCAAGACUGAUAAUUCAUGUGAAGCUUGAAGUGUUUCCCCUAAUAAUGUUUGAGUACGUUGCUAACUCGAGGCAAGUGAUUCUUGGAGAGGGAGGAAUUUCAACAAGAACUUUACUUAUCUCCCCCCCCCCCUUUGUAAUUCUGUCCAUUAUGUUCUGGUCCCAGGAGAUCAAGUCCAGCAAACCCAGGGUAGUCUUUUUGUUUUCAAAAUCCCCAGGUUAUCUUUAAUAUUCAUGUCAAGGUGCUUAUCUCCAUAUGAACUCUUACUGCUGAACUUUGCAGAACAUGCAGUUUUUCGUACAAAUUCAUUUCUUAAAUGUGUAAAUAUUGGAACUGUUAAGUGAAGCCAAAAUACCAGCAAUAUAUUGACUGUGAAUUCCAGUAAGGAAGGGUCUUCAGCUAUAUAACUUUCAAAUUUUAAGCUAAAAUAUGGUCACAACAGCAAUUGCUAAUAUUGUAUCCUUGAAUACUACAAAAAAAUAUGAAAGACAUGCUCUUUAAGAAAGAUGGGAUAGACCUUAAAAUGACAAAAUACUGUAGAGUUUGAUGUAUUUGGAGAAUAGUCCAAACUCUCUACGCCAAUAAUGGGAUGGGGCAGAAAUUCUUAUAGAAUUUUGUACUACUACAUAUUGGGUUAAAUAAUUUUUAUAGUGGUGAUGGAGUGCCAUGAAAUUAAUACUUAAAAUCCAGAUUGCUGUAGUUUACACUUUUCUGUAUGUUUCCAACUGAGUGUGCAUUAUUUGUAAUAAGCACACAACAGAAUGAAUUAUCCAAAGUCCAUUGAUUUUAAAUGUGUUUUGGUUUGUUAAAAAGAUUAUAGUAAUUUCUUGCACAUUUUUUGAAAAAUUGUAUAAGGAUUUAUGUAUCUGCUUCUAGAUACGGUGUGUAAAUAAAAACAUUCACAAAAAAUAAUAAUCUGUGGUGUAUAUUUUCGUAAAAUGUUGGUAAUCAUCCAGUAAAGUUAAUAUCUGAAAACUCUUAACAGUUUUCCUCAUUUUCCGGUUCCAGGUUGCUUUUAACAAAUGGAAAAGGACCCUUCUCACUUAAUGAAUUCCAAACCCUUUACAGAUUCACAUAUGCCCAGGCAAAGUAGGUGUAAUUUUUUUUAAAAGGACAACAUAGUAGUAGCUAAGAGGCAAGUUAGUGCAACUCUACAAUACUUUAGUACAGGGACACCAUAUUAUUCCUUGCUAAAGGUACUCUGCUAUCUGAGUUUGCUAUCAGUUUUGAAGUGUGGCAGGGCCACUCAAAAAUAAAAUUGUGAUUUAUAUACAAUAGGUGUGAUAAAGUAUAAAAGUAUGUUGAUUAAAAUUAAGUAAUUUACAAUAUGAAAACCCACAAAAUAGGACAUGGGCCUGUAAGAUUCAAGAUCUAUGGAAACUGGAAGGGAAGAAAGAGUGAAUUGGACUGCACAAACACCAAAAAUAAGUAUCCUAGAGAGAAGAUUGGAGAUAGAUUCUGUUAACUUUUUUUAAAAGAAGCCCUUCACAUACUCAUACAGAGAUAUUUCAGGUAUAAUGAAAGGGGGGCCCUUUCUCUUUCAGCUGCCUCACCUGCUAUAUAGUUGUGAAAUGGCAUGUAAGCAGCUAGCGCUAUAUGGUACAGCAGCAUGGGAAAGAAAAAGUGUUCUAAGAAGUUAAGAGCCCUGCUGGAUCAGACCAAGCCCCAUCUAGUCCAACAUUCUGUUAUCACAGUUCUCUAUGAGAAACCCUGGAAGCAGGACCUGAGUGCAACAAUGGGAGUCCACUUACAAUUCCCAGAAACUGAUAUUCACAGGCACAACUGCCUCUGACAGUGGAAGCAGGGAACAUAGCCAUGAUUCUGAAACUCCCUCCGUCUGAAGCUCAAACAGCGCACACACAAAUUGCUACAGGAUGGUUGUAACCUCUUGGGGGUUGUGAGGAUACACCGCAACAUUUUAUUGUGGCGGUUCCACUUCUUGUUAUUAGGCCACAACAAGAAACAUGAUAAGCAUGUUGGCGGGACUUUCUAGGGGCCUAUUUGUAUCACUGCACUUAAGCUGAUAAAGGAGCAUGUAAUAGGAAGAGGUGUCUUCAUAAAAGUGGCCGCAACUGAUUUUCAAAGGGACUUCAUUGCCAAGGUAGUUGUAAUUAGCGUUUAGGGAUACCAAUAUAAGAAAGGCAGAAAGCUAACAGUGCAAGUAUCUACAUGUAUACAUGGCGGUAAGCCCCAUUGAGUUCAACGAGUCUCCCAGGGUAAGUGUGUAUAGGAUUUCAGUCUUAAUCUGCAAUGCAUCCAAUUAUGCAUACUCAAGUUCUGUCGAUUCUAGUGGGAAGUAAAGGUUUGCCGUGUUGCAGAAUUGGUUUCCUUUUAAAAGACUCUUGAUUAUAGCUGCAUCGUGGAGGAAACAGUAGUGUGAAGAGGAAUAUAGAUGAGACGGCCUCUUUGGCAGGCUUGUUUGGAUGUUUUGUUAUCGAAUGCAAAUUAUGAAGCAGGCCAAAGUUGCCCUCUCCCAACACCAAUUCAUGUGGGUGGCAGAGGUAUUUCAAUUUGAAGGGGAGGGGUGAUUUUAGAUGUUCCCAUUGAAAUAUAUGGUAGAGAAUUCGUUUCCAAAACAUUUGCUAUAUGUUGGGGAUUAAGAUCUCAGCAGCUUUGCAAAAUGUGGGAAUUGGUCAUCUAGGUUUAAACCCUUUGAGCAAUUUGGUCCUGUCUUCCUUGCCAUUAAUCUGCCAGUUUCACUGUACUGAAUUGACAUAUACACACAUGCCACUGGGCUUCCUCUUUUUCCUUCUAAGAUUGGCAGAGAACCAACUGCGAAUGCUCUACAAAGAAUAAUAAAGUUCAACCUUUUUCAAAAGAAAUCUUUCAGCUAAUUUACAGUAGAAAUUCCCUAGUAAAAGACAGUGUCACAAAUCAUCCCAGCGAAGGCAUAUGCAAACCAUUAAGUGUUGUCAGUUUAAGUAAUUGGGACUCUUAUGUUUGAAGACUAACAAUCCAAUAAAACCAACCUCCAUUGUUCUGUAACUAAGGCUCCUACUUGAUCUCAGUAUCUUGGAAAUGUAUAUAUAUUCUGCUCUAUGGCCCAAUGCAUACAUAGCUGCCAAGUUAUCCCUUUUUUAAAGGGAUUUUCCAUUAUG